UAUGAAUCGAGUCGAGUUGAGCAGCCGUCGCGACCAAGGCAAAAGCAGAAGCUCUUCUUAGGUUGAUACCAACUGAGUAGUGAGUACUGAAGCAGCAUCUAUCUCCAUGGCAGCGAGCUCUGCCAUCAAAGAGCUGAAUCGGGAUUCGACGAACUGGGCUAAAGUAGUGGAAGAGAUGGUGAAGCUUGAGAGAAAAUUAUUCCCCAAGCACGAAUCGCUUGCCAGAUCCUUCGACGACGAAGUGAAAAGGAAGAACUCCGGGUUGCUGUACGCGGAGGUGGAAGGGGAAAUUGCAGGCUACGUGAUGUUUUCGUGGCCAUCUUCCUUGUAUGCUUCAAUCACCAAACUUGCAGUGAAGGAGAAGUUUAGAAGGCAAGGGCAUGGAGAAGCACUACUAAAAGCAGCAAUCCAGAGAUGCAGAAGCAGAAAAAUCCAGCGUGUUUGCCUUCACGUUGAUCCUACAAGAACUGCUGCCGUUGGUCUCUAUCGCAAAUUGGGCUUUCAAAUCGACAAGCUAGUUGAAUGCUAUUAUUCUUCCGAUCGGAAUGCCUACAGAAUGUAUUUGGAUUUUGACAGUGAUUAGUCUUGAUAUGAACGGAUCCAAAACUUGUUUCCUGUUUCUCGAAUUCAUGGAUGUGCCCAAUGCAAUUUCCCGUUUUGUGUGUCUUGAGAACAGUGUGCAUUGAUCCUCCAUUUCUUCUUCUUUUGCAGACGAAAAUGUCGAAGCGGAAGCAUUUGAUUAGUGAGCAUUCAAUAAAACAAUUCGGUGCAUUUUUA
Messenger RNA from Nelumbo nucifera (sacred lotus), 777 nucleotides. RefSeq names its product Acyl-CoA N-acyltransferases (NAT) superfamily protein. Lineage: Eukaryota; Viridiplantae; Streptophyta; Magnoliopsida; Proteales; Nelumbonaceae. Gene Ontology annotation, molecular function: acyltransferase activity, transferring groups other than amino-acyl groups. The record is from RefSeq and is a predicted model, not a curated record.